This is a messenger RNA of Caenorhabditis angaria, 3536 nucleotides long. The record is from the annotation of a GenBank genome assembly. Lineage: Eukaryota; Metazoa; Nematoda; Chromadorea; Rhabditida; Rhabditidae.
AUGAACAUGUUUUUCGGUGAAAUAUUUUGUAUUUCUAUUUUCAUUUUAUCUACUUGUAUUUCAUCGAUUGAAAUUGGCUCGAAUUCGAAUUCAACUUUGUCAUUAACUUCGAAAAUUGGAAAAACUGAAAAACAUGAAGUGAAUAUUGCAGUUGUUUAUCGAAAUUGGGGUGGAAAAUCGAAAUCAUAUGAUAAAGCGUUUCGAGAAAUUAUUCGAAAAAUCAAUGAUGGAACUGCGGUUUCGUAAGUUUUAAUUUAAAAACUUCAGUUAUUUCAAUGUGUUUUUUUCAGGAGUAUACGAAAACUAUCACAAAAAUACACAUUCUCCGCAGUUGAUUGUAUUCUUCCAACUGGCAACUUUUUCGUUAACGAAGUUUUAGAUUGUCUUUGUAAUAAUGUGACUGCGAAUAAUGUGAGUUAUCGAAUUUAGCUCUCAUGCCAAAGAUUUGAAUUUCAGGUAGCCUUGAUAGUUUUCGUGACAGCUUCUGAGACUUUUGAUUCAACUACGGUUGCAGAACAAUAUUUUCUGACAGCUGCCAGUUACACGGGAAUUCCGAUAAUUGCUUGGAAUGCUGAUAAUUCGGGAUUUAGUUUUGAGAAAGAUUUGACACCGUAUAGAAUUCUUCAAAUGGCACCACCAAUUGAACAUCAAAUACGGUACGAUAUUCAGAUAAUUUUUUGUAAUCUUCAUCUGAUUGUGAAAAUAGUCAUAGCUCAACUCUAAAAAUAAGUGAUGACGUGGCAAAAUUGAUAAACUGAACUUAUCAAUUAUAUUUUCAAAAAAACUAAUGUUCCCGUUUUCAGAGCAAUGAUUGCACUUUUACAACGAUAUAAUUGGCCGAAAUUCGGAGUUGUCACUUCUGAAAUGGUUGGAAAUGAUAGAUUCAUAAGUGCUGUGAAAGAUGAAAUUGAACGAUUCUCAAAUAAAUCAACUCCAAAAUUCGAAAUGAUUCAUCAUUGUAAAAUUGACACAAGAAACACAACAGAUAUCGAUAUAAAAUUGGCGGAAUUGAAGAAACAUCAAGCAAAGAUAGUAUUACUUUAUGCAAAUUCAGCACAAGCUAGUGUCAUUUUUUCACACGCGGAAAAGCACGAGAUAACUGGUGAAAGAUAUCUGUGGAUUGGAACACAAUCAGUUAAAGGAACACAGAAAACGAUAAAUUCGAAAGGAUUUGCACAAGUUGGAAUGUUAUGUGUCAAUUUUCAUACGCUUUCAAAUGCAAUGUUUGCGCCAAAAGAUGAUAUUUUACCGUUGAUAUUUCAACAAGCACCAAGACUUUUUGGGUUUGCUGUCGAUAAAUUGAUUGGAAAAACAGCACCGUCACUUCGAUCAAAUGUUUCUUGUAAAAGUUCAGAAGGUGAUCCAUAUUGGGAUUACGGUGGAGUUAUUUAUGAGUUAGUUUUUUUAUUGAGAAAUGGAGAUCCCCUCGAGGAGCUCUUUUUUAUGAUGAAUUAUAUUUUCAGGCGAAUGAAAACUGCAUUCAUAAAAGGAAAUCCAUAUCAUGUUGAUGAUGGAUAUGAUUCAUUUUUCUACACUUUCGAUAAUAAUGGUCGAUUAAAAAAUUCAAUGUUGGAAAUAUCGAAUCUUCGAACAGGUAAAAAGAAAGGAGAGAGAGUAUGGGAAAAAGUUGGCGAAUUCACAAAUAAUCAAUUGGAAAUGACCGAUGUUCAAUGGCCUGGCGAAAAAGCGAAUCCACCUCAAGGAACCGCUGAUAAAUUUCAUGUGAAAGUUGUGACACUUCAUGAACCACCAUUUAUUACAGUAUCAGAUGUUGAUCAAGAUACACAAAAAUGUCCAGGAAAUCAAGGAUCAAUUUGUGAUUGGGGUGAUAUUGAAUAUGUUGAUGGAGAUGGAAUUCGAAAAAAUCGAACACUUUGGAAAUGUUGUAGUGGAUAUUGUGUGGAUUUAUUGAAUAAACUUGCAACUGAUAUUGGAUUCACUUAUACUUUAUAUAAAGUUAGAGACGAAAAAUGGGGAUUGAAAACUGAAAAUGGAUGGAAUGGUCUGAUUGCUGAUUUAAUGCAUAAUAAAGCAGAUAUGUGUGUAACAUCUUUGAAAUUGAAUUCUGAAAGAGCAAGAGAUAUCGAUUUCUCUCUACCUUUCUUGGAUACUGGAAUUUCAAUUAUCGUCAAAAUUCGAAGUGGAGUUCUAUCGCCAACUGCAUUUUUAGAACCUUUUGAAUAUUCAACAUGGGUUAUCAUAUUAUUUGUUUGUAUCCACGUGGCAGCAAUCUCAAUAUUUGUAUUUGAAUGGGUUUCUCCAUAUUCAUUUAAUAUGCAGAAAUAUCCUCCACCAGAUCAUAAAUUCUCAUUAUUUCGAUCUUAUUGGUUGGUUUGGGCAACAUUAUUUAGUGCAAGUGUUUCAACAGAUGUGCCAAAAUCAACAGUUUCUCGAUUAAUGGCACUUGUUUGGGCUGCUUUUGGACUCACAUUCUUAGCUGUUUAUACAGCAAACCUGGCUGCUUUUAUGAUAACUCGAGUACAAUUUUAUGAUUUGAGUGGAAUACAUGAUCCAAUGCUUAAUUAUCCGCAAGAUCAGAAACCACCUUUUCGUUUUGGAACUGUUGAUGGAGGAAAUACACAUGAAACAAUGAAAAGAAACUGGCAAAAGUGAGCAUUUUCAAGGGUAAAAAUUAGUAUGAAAAUAUUUGUUUCAGAAUGCAUGACUACGUUGAGAAGAACAAAUUUUUCCGAAUGAAUAUUUCAGCCGGUGUUGAUGCAGUUAAAAAUGAGUAAGUUAUGAAAUAAAUUACAAUUUUUUUUUAGAAAAAUCUCGAUUGCAGAGAGUUGGACGCGUUUAUCUACGACGCUGUAGUUUUAGAUUAUUGGGCUGGAAAAGAUGCAAAUUGCGCUCUGAUGACAGUUGGAAAAUGGGCAAGUAUGACUGGAUAUGGAAUUGGUUUCCCAAAGAAUUCACCAUAUACAGCAAUGGUUAAUCAAUACAUGUUACAAUAUCAGCAGAAAGGAGACUUGGAAAGACUUCAGAAUUUUUGGUUGACGGGGGCUUGCACACCGGAUAGUCAUAGUCAAACACAAUCAGCGCCGCUGGGAAUCGAGAAUUUCUUGUCAGCUUUUGUGUUAUUAGCCGGAGGAAUUGUGAGUGAAAAAUUAGGAGUUUGAAAAAUAAAAUCAAUUUGGCCCCAUUUUCGAGCCAAGAUUAAAAAUUGUUUUGUUACCCAGAUACUCUAAAAAUAGAAUAAAUAACUAACCUCUACAAAUAUUCAGAUCGUGAGUAUAAUUGUUCUUGGUUUCGAGCAUAUAUAUUGUCGUCAUCUUCGCAAACCUCUUCAAAAAAUCGAUCCAAAUGGCUGGUGUGGGGUUAUAAGCAUGGCAAUGGGAAAAUCAUUGACAUUCCGUGAAGCUGUUGAUCGUGUACAAGAAUGGCGAUCGAGAACACAAUCCUUGGCCAGUUCGAGUUCUCCAACAUUAAGAAGAAGGCGAUCGAAUAAUAGUCAAGUUGAGGUGCCUAUUUUAGAAAAACAAUCUCAAAAACCAUCAACAUCUCGACAAUAUCUUCAAGUUGAAACAAACUUGUGA